AUGGACACUACGGAAUGGACACCUCGCCGUGAACUCGCACUUCCUAAUGAACUUUUGUACAAAGUCCUGUUGCUUGUCAUGUCCGACAGCGUACACUCUAUCUGCGUAUCUACUGAAGAUACACCAUGGGAGCGAGGUAUAAUGGACACUAUGUACCGCGUCUCUCGAACAUUUAAGGCCAUCUCUACCGACAUUGCGGGGAAAGCAUUCGAUAUUCAAAAAGUGAUAAGGCAAGAUGAUGCAAGGAUGCUACGCACCUCUCGCGAAAUAUUCGUCUAUCUUAAUCAUCUCGGGACCCGACUAAGAAGUGAAUCUGAGUGGGGGAGCGUGUCUUUCCGUACAAUUGACUGUACAGCCUCCCCACUAGUUUUCGCAUACGCGUUAUAUCUGAGCUGUAUCUCCCUCCGACGAAACGCCAGUCGCUCCCCGCCUGACGUGUUCCAAACAACGCACAAGGUCAUCUUAUCAGCGUUGGCGCAAUCGGAGUCCCUGUGCGAACGUGUGUACCCCGCGGAGAUGACGAUCCCACUUCGGCAAUGUAUAUCGAAAGAAUUCAAACUUGCCCGCGAUGGACUUGUGAUAGUCCAAUCCUUUGCAGAGCUCCAUAACCAUGCCAUAUCGAUGAUGAUCCUACAGCCCUCAAGGAACACAGAUGGGACAGGUCCUACCGCAGCCGUUCGUUCGCUGAUACACACUUCUCUGCUGAAAGUGGAAGCCGUGUAUGAAAGAUACACAUCUAUCAUAACCGAGAAAUCUCCUCUUCCAGAACCUCGAAUAUACGAGCUGCCAACCGUCCUUUGCGCUCUCAGACUUAUUUAUUCGUUGAAAUUUGAAGAAGACGAGUACAACCUAGAAAUGCGCACUAAGAAAAUUGUCGAUCUAUGGUCGGUGGGCUGCCCUUUCCUCAACCGUAACGCAAAACGGGCCGAGAACCGAACGACAGGUUGA
Molecule: messenger RNA, 948 nt
Organism: Psilocybe cubensis
Lineage: Eukaryota; Fungi; Basidiomycota; Agaricomycetes; Agaricales; Agrocybaceae
Exons: 5
Coding region: 1-948 (315 amino acids)
Source: RefSeq, a predicted model, not a curated record